Cylindrotheca closterium is the source of this 930-nucleotide messenger RNA. The record is from the annotation of a GenBank genome assembly. NCBI's taxonomy places the organism in Eukaryota, Bacillariophyta, Bacillariophyceae, Bacillariales, Bacillariaceae.
AUGAGUGCUUCUGGGAUGAAAAACCGGUCCGCCAUCUUACUAUUUGUGACUGGAAUCUUUUUGCUUUCGACCAACAGUGCAAUGGAAAUGUCCAAAAGGCUGCCAUCCUCAGUUUCACUGAUAGAGAAUACAAUAGCUGUGAAUGUAUCAUCCAGCAGCGGUUUGUACAAGCCAUGGACUAGACCUGAUGUUGUCUUUGCGCAUAUUCACAUGGCAAAAACAGCUGGGACAACGCUCAAUGGGCGGUUUGCUGCAUUGUUUGAACGUGUCUGUGGGCACAAAGGAUACUCUUAUGAUUAUUAUCAAUACAACGAAAGGGGAAUCAAGAGAAUGAAUGUAACCGGCAGAAAUAGUAUUCAUGUGGGUGCAUACAAACACAAUCGGGGUAGAGUAGACCCGAAGGUUAUGGACGAAAUUGGGUAUGAAGAUUGUGACUAUAUUUCACACGAAACAGAAGUCGCAUGGUGGGGUAAAUUACAACAUUUACCGCUCGAGUUUCAUGUUCCCUGUCGAGAACAUGUUCAACACCUAAUGUCAAUGUGCAAUGAAAGGAGACAUUUGUUUGACUGCGAAGCGAAAGAUAUCAAGGUCGAAAUUGAGCGUUGUAAGAUGUUCACAGACACGAGGUUUUCAGACAAACUACAGGAAUAUUCAAAACUCCCAUUGAAAUGUUUCAACCCAAUUCCGAUGGAGCCAUACGAAGAAUACAUGGGAAACAUUCUGCAACCCAAAAGAAUGCCCGUUACAAAUAUAGUACAUCGUACCACAAACCAGGCACGGCCCAAGACUAAGGAAUGUAUUUUCGAACCAGAAAAUAAAGAUUUGAAGAAUCGAGUUGAAAAACUUCUGUUGGAGAUGUAUGACUAUCAUCGCUUCUGUGAUACCUGCGCAGGAUCAGAAAAUGAUCUUUUGAAGCAAAAAUCCUCGUAA